AUGACGGAUGCUGAAGAUGGGGUCCAGGAGAUCGGAAGGGCUUUGCGCGAACAAGGCCGACAGGUCCCCGAGCGCUACGCUCAGUUGCAAGCAUCCCUGGACCAGGCAAGACCCGUCUCCGUGGACGGAAGAGGACUCUCAGCUGCUGCGGAGGAUCAGACCAGUGCGGAACAAGGUUGGGCGAUCCUUACCAGCGGCGCACUCCACCGACACCGUCAGGGGCGUGCACGGGCGAUGCUGCGAGGGAUCUUCAAGGAUGGAAAGAAAGGGCGCAAGGAGGCGGCAGAACACGAGGAAGCACGCCAGAAGCGCCUGGAAACAGUCUGCGACUGGUGGAGCCUCCUGGCUGCUGGUCUCCUCAGGAACCACCGGCGAACUGUGGGCAAGGUCACAUUGCGCAAUGCUCUCCGGAAGGCCAUGCCGACCAAGGAGCAAGUGGGCCCAGAGGAGGAGGCUCAGCGCCGGUCCGGGUCCGGGCCCCCAUGGCGCCACUCCAGGAGCCCUCGCGGCAAGAAGGAGAUGGAGGAGCCUGAGCUUGCAGCGGUGCCCAAAGCCAGGAGCGUCUCACCUCGGCUUCAGACGGGCAGGAACGGGGCCGAUGGCAGCGAGCGAACAUCCAUGCAAGGGGUCCAGGAAGACACGAGCGGCAGGAGCCGCCACAAGUGGAAGCUCCGCACGACGGACCCACAAAGCACGUCUCCCAUCGAGGCGGAGAUCCAAGAAGCCGUUCAAGACGUGCUCUCUGGCCGAGUGCCUCUCAUGGUCAGGAGCGCCGGCGAAUCCGACAGCAGAUGCUCCAGGAUGACGCCGACAUCGCAGGCGCAGCUGCCCGAGCGCUAUGCUCACCUCGCGCCCCAGGGCUCGAGGCACGACCGCACGGAGGCAGAUGAGGAUCCAGACGAGGGCACGGCUGUGGGCUCGGCGGAUGCCGACUCUCGCAUCACUUCGAGGAGCACACGGGGCAAGGAGCGUCCCGACGCCGGAACAUCCAAAGCCAGGAGCGCCUCUUCUCGACUAGAGACGAGCAGGCAAGGCGGCGAGAGUCCGUCAGCCGGAGACGGAGGAAGCGAGAGGAGUCGACCCAUGAAGUGGAAGCUCCAACGCGAGCCCAAGCAGGAUGCCGAAGCGUCGAUGGCUGAUGGUGCGGAGGCUGGCGACUCGGCUGCGCGCGACAACUUGCGUGGUGGCACCAGGAGCCAUUCGCCGAGGGGGGCAUCCACUCGAAAGACAGAUUCCUCUCGCCACGAGAAGAGGCGGGACUCCAGCGCGUCGACAUCGCAGGCGCAGCUGCCCGAGCGCUAUGCUAACCUCGCGCCCCAGGGCUCGAGGCACGACCGCACGGAAGCAGAUGAGGAUCCAGACGAGGGCACGGCUGUGGGCUCGGCGGAUGCCGACUCUCGCAUCACUUCGAGGAGCACACGGGGCAAGGAGCGUCCCGACGCCGGAACAUCCAAAGCCAGGAGCGCCUCUUCUCGACUAGAGACGAGCAGGCAAGGUGGCGAGAGUCCGUCAGCCGGAGACGGAGGAAGCGAGAGGAGUCGACCCAUGAAGUGGAAGCUCCAACGCGAGCCCAAGCAGGAUGCCGAAGCGUCGAUGGCUGAUGGUGCGGAGGCUGGCGACUCGGCUGCGCGCGACAACUUGCGUGGUGGCACCAGGAGCCAUUCGCCGAGGGGGGCAUCCACUCGAAAGACAGAUGCCUCUCGCCACGAGAAGAGGCGGGACUCCAGCGCGUCGACAUCGCAGGCGCAGCUGCCCGAGCGCUAUGCUCACCUCGCGCCCCAGGGCUCGAGGCACGACCGCACGGAGGCAGAUGAGGAUCCAGAUGAGGGCACGGCUGUGGGCUCGGCAGAUGCCGACUCUCGCAUCACUUCGAGGAGCACACGGGGCAAGGAGCGUCCCGACGCCGGAACAUCCAAAGCCAGGCCCAUCGAAGUUUCGGCGGCUUGCAGCAGAAUGGUAUGGUAUCCGUACUUGCAGCACGAGGGCAUAUGGAUAGAGCACAUUCCUCAUGAGCGCAAACGAGUGGUCAGGGGCACUUCUUCAAUGUCAGAAUCGGACACGCAGAGGGCCGACGGCGACGGCGAGCCCAGUCCCGCGACGGCUCAGAAGGCGAUCGCGGGCGCGGGAGCAUCCUCGCAGAGCCCCAGGGCGAAGUCGCCGAAGGGGGCAGCGGAGGAAGACGCCUCGGGCAAGAAGUCUUCGCAGCCAGAGCCUUCGAGGACUUCGCGAGGGCUCGUCACACUGGUGAUCACUGAGUAG
Symbiodinium sp. CCMP2592 is the source of this 2259-nucleotide messenger RNA. The record is from the annotation of a GenBank genome assembly. Lineage: Eukaryota; Dinophyceae; Suessiales; Symbiodiniaceae.